AGGCAAUGUCCAACAAAAAUGUGUCUCCAUUCUGCGCAUAUGAAGAACAAUAACAGCAUUGAUACUUGACCUCUGAUAGUGGGGUAGCCGAACAACAGUCAUGGGGUUGUUAUGAAAACGGAUUUUGAAGUAGUGAAACCAUACAGCAAUACACACAUAAACAAAGAGAAUGUAUAUUUGAAAUUUCGGUCGAGAGGAACAUCACACAUAUAUAUACAGCAUGCACAAUAGGAUCGUUAUCGUUCUUUAGUGGAUUCAGACGACGCAAGAAAAUGAAGGAAAUCUCAUUAUGUGUCUUCCUUGCUAUAUCUGCACUGACAGAGAAUGUCCAUGCCAGGAAACACUCAGUCAGAUGUUUGGAUGAGAUUGAUUCUGAAGACAUGCAACCAAACAUAACGGAUGGAGGUUUGCCUUGCACCGCAGAACUAUGGUGUCCACCUCAGUGGAAUAGAACACAGAAAAUUCCACCGAAGCCACGAUUACAUAAGCUUCGUUAUUACACCUAUAAAAUUAAUGGUAAAAAUCAGCGCAAUAUUGGCCUGAGAAUCAAAUGGUCAAAUACAGCAUCGCAUUAUCAAAAUUACAUCAAAGGAUAUUCUUUGGCAAUGUUUAGCAUUAAUAUGAUGUAUGACUUUCGAAUAUGCUUCAAGACUACAAAUGUGAAAAGCCAAAUGGAAAGUAAUGAGAUUGAAUUUUUAUACUGGUACAAAUGUAAGGAUGAAGGGUGUGUUCAAAUUCUACCAGGAAAGACAUAUUUUCUUGAGUUAGCUCCAAAUCCUAUGAGUGUAUAUAAAGAAAAUGAGGACGGGAUGCAUGGCAGACGAAAAAUCACCAUACCAGGCUGUGAUAAUGAAAGAAUAAGAAAAUAUCAAGGAUGUCCUGGCAAUGAAAAAACCAGAAGGAAAAAGGCUAGACAGAACAAUAUUGAAAUGGCCUCUGAUGAAAGCACAAUUUUGACAGCUGUGCUAGAUCCAGAGACAAUAUAUUCAGGAGAUGGCGAAGAAGAUACUUUCAGUUAUACAACCACAAAAAAAAAGCACAAAGGUACAGACAUUAACAAAAGCUAUCAAGUUGUCACAUUGGUAUUGACCUUGAGUGCACUAGCAAUUUUCUUGAUGUUUAUAUUGUGGAUUGCAGUGAAGAGAUGCAAUUCAAAAACAGUACAAACAAAUCAGAAGGAAGUUCUUUUUCUUGAAAAGACAAACAACAUGAAUUCACUGCACUCACUGGCAUCACAGUGGCUUGUCUCAGAAAUCAAAUCACAAGGUCAUGUCAAAGUAACAUACAGCAAAUGGGAAAUGCUACAACUUGUAGAAAGUCCUAUGCUAUGGAUGAAUGAUAAAAUAGGAAAAGCUGAUAUCAUUGUUCUUCUUUUUGCUUCAACUGACACUCAGACAUUGCCUAAUCGUUCAGAGUCUUGAAUGAUAAACCAAGUUCAAGCAAGAAUAUGGAUAAUUGGCUAGAAAAAAAAUUCUAUGAAAUAUCCGCUGCAAAACAUCAAAAAAGAAAGUUCUAUCAGGCAUCGUUUUCUGACAACAACAACAUCUCUUACCAGACUGCAACAAUGAAAACAUAUUAUUUGAUGGAAGAUUUAAAAGAGUUCUAUACUGCUAUCUGUGGAGGUCAAGAAUAUUCCUUAAUCCUGGACAAGACCCAUAAAUUGUACAAGUUGAGUGAAACAAUAAAAAAAUCUCAAAAUCAUGUCAUCCACAAUGAAGAUAGCGGGAUACCCAACUUUACAGAUCUAAAAAAUGAAAGUAGCCUGAUACAAAAUAAUGGAAGUGGAGCAAGAAGAAAAACAAUUACAAUCAAAUGAAGAUGAAUCUUCGUAAUUUCAUAAACGGUUUUUCGUUCAAAUGAUCAUCUGAUUUAUUCAUAUAAGACUCUUGCUGCAUAAAAUAACCUGCUUAGUGUGUUGUUUAAUCUGCUUUUUUUCAAGUGUUAACCCAAAAGGUGUGCUGUGCAAUAAAUGCUGUGUGAAA
Messenger RNA from Styela clava, 1982 nucleotides. RefSeq lists its product as uncharacterized. Lineage: Eukaryota; Metazoa; Chordata; Ascidiacea; Stolidobranchia; Styelidae. The record is from RefSeq and is a predicted model, not a curated record.